Messenger RNA from Symbiodinium sp. CCMP2592, 1059 nucleotides. The record is from the annotation of a GenBank genome assembly. Lineage: Eukaryota; Dinophyceae; Suessiales; Symbiodiniaceae.
AUGGCCGGUCGCUGUUGGGCCGUGCUGCCGCUGCUGCCGCUGCUCUACGCUUUCCUGAACGGAGGGUUGCAGCUGGCCUCCGCCUCGCUCCCGUCGCUGCCUCGGCGAGCACUGGGAGCACUGGGGGCUGGCGCACUUGGGGCACGGGCCCAGCCGGCAAGCGCCGCGACGUGGCUCCCGCGACCGGCGUCUGGAGCCAUCUCUGGUGGGGUGCUGCCCCUGACCAUAGGACUUGGUACCUGCUUGGUCUCUGAGGGAGAUGUGACCAGGCAGGUCUCCAGUGCUUUGGACACUGGCUACCGCGUCAUCGACACAGCACAGAGGUAUGGCAAUGAAGCCGGCAUCGGCCGGGCGUUGAAGGAAGCAUUUGACAAGGGCCUUCGUCGUGACGAGGUCUUCGUGACCACCAAGGUGUGGCCCACGAAUUACGGCUUCGACAAGGCAAUCAGCUCGGUGCAGGACUCGGCAAAGAAGCUCGGCCUCGAGGCCAUUGAUCUGGUCUUACCGCAUUGGCCUGGUCUCAGCACCAGCAUCGAGGCUGCAGAGUCGAAUUUCCGGCUCCGGCGAGAAACCUGGAAAGCUUUGGAGCAAAUGAAGAAGGAUGGCCUGGUCAAGAACAUCGGUGUGUCCAACUACAAUGACCGACAUCUUACCGAGCUUCUCGACUAUGCUGACACCGUUCCGAUGGCAAGCCAGUUCGAGAUCCAUCCAUUCAACACGCGUGAGAUGCUGGUACAGAAAUGCCAAAAGCUUGGCAUCAGGGUCAACGCCUACUCACCGCUGGGAGGAAAAGGCAACCCCAACCAGGUAACCGACAAGCUGCUUUCGUUACAACUACUGGCAGACAUCGGUUCUGCACAUGGGAAGACCCCGGCGCAGACGAUUCUGCGGUGGCACCUGCAGCGAGGCGUGACGCCAAUCCCAAAGGCCAGUUCUGCAAAUCGGUUGGGUGAGAAUUUCGACGUCUUCGACUUCGAGCUGAGCGAUCAAGAAAUGCAGGAGAUUUCAGGACUUGAUCGACGGCGAUUUGCAGUGAUGGACUCCGAAGUCUUCCUUUAA